AUAAACAUUAGAAAGAAAGUUGGAUGGCAGAUGUAGAGUUGAACGGAGGGAUGACUACAAUCUCUUCUACACCAGCCGCUGCGCAGAGUAUAAACCCUCUCUCCAGAAAGCUCAACAAGAUUUUGGAAACCCGCCUGGAUAAUGACAAGGACAUGCUGGAAGCUCUGAAAGCACUCUCUGCUUUUUUCAAUGAAAACAGUCUGCGAAGCCGGAGGAACUUACGGGGGGAUAUAGAACGUCGCAGUUUGACUAUUAAUGAAGAAUUUGUGGGAAUAGUUAAAAAAGUUCGGGAGGAACUUGAAAGCAUAAAUGAAGAUGUGCAAGCAAUGAGCAGCUGCUGUCAGGACAUGACUAGCCGGUUGAAGGCAACAAAGGAGCAGACUCAUGAUUUGGUUGCGAAAACAACAACGCUUCAGUCAGAAAAUCAGAGACUGGAAAUCCGAGCCCAGGUUGCAGAUGCCUUCUUACUAAAAUUCCAGUUGACGUCCGAUGAAAUGAACAUUCUCAGAGGCACCAGGGAAGGACCUUUAACCGAGGACUUUUUCAAGGUUUUGGGAAGAGUCAAACAAAUCCACAAUGAUGUCAAGCUACUCUUGCGUACCAACCAACAAACUGCAGGGCUGGAAAUCAUGGAGCAAAUGGCUUUGCUUCAAGAAACCUCUUAUGAGCAACUUUACCGUUGGGCACAAAAUGACUGCAGAACGUUGACACAAGAGUCAUGUGAUAUCUCUCCUAUUCUGGCUCAGGCUAUGGAUGCUCUGCAGGACAGACCUGUACUCUACAAUUACACCUUGGAUGAAUUUGGAACAGCAAGAAGGAGCGCAGUGGUCCGAGGAUUCAUUGAUGCUCUAACACGGGGAGGACCUGGGGGCACACCACGACCUAUUGAAAUGCAUUCCCAUGAUCCUCUGAGGUAUGUUGGAGACAUGCUGGCCUGGCUACAUCAAGCAACCGCGUCGGAAAAAGAGCACCUGGAAUCUCUGCUAAAGCUUGUAAAUAUUCAAGGCGUUGAAGAUAAUAUCCAGGAGGUGGUCGGUCACAUCACAGAGGGUGUUUGCAGGCCAUUGAAGGUUCGUAUUGAGCAAGUCAUUAUUGCAGAGCCCGGGGCUGUUUUACUGUUCAAGAUUUCCAAUCUCCUAAAGUUUUACCAUCAUACCAUAAGUGCAAUUGUUGGCACAAGCGCCUCUUCACUGCUGACUACAAUUGAAGAAAUGCACUUAUUAAGCAAAAAAAUAUUCUUCAAUAGCCUAAGCCUACAUGCAAGUAAACUGCUGGAUAAAGUGGAGCUGCCCCCCGCCGAUCUCGGGCCGAGUUCUGCUUUAAACCAGACGCUUACAUUAUUGCGGGAGGUUCUUGUCUCCCAUGACUCUUCUGUUGUUCCACUCGAUGCACGGCAGGCUGAUUUUGUACAGGCCCUGUCCUGUGUGUUGGAUCCAUUACUACAGAUGUGCACAGUGUCUGCCAGUAAUUUAGGAACAGCUGACAUGGCCACUUACAUGGUCAAUUGCCUCUACAUGAUGAAGACAACACUUGCUCUAUUUGAGUUUACAGACAAGCGCCUGGAGAUGUUGCAGUUCCAAAUUGAAGCACAUUUGGACACUCUUGUAAAUGAACAAGCCUCAUAUGUAUUAACAAGAGCUGGACUAAGUCAGAUAUAUAGCUGUGUACAACAACACAAGCCUGAGCAGGGGCCACUAUCAAACCUACCCAGUAUGGAUUCUGUAUCCCUCAAGGCUGCUAUGGUGCAAUUUGACCGUUACCUGUCGGCUCCUGACAACUUGCAAAUGCCACAGCUGAACUACUUUUUAAGUGCCACAGUAAAAGAACAGAUCAUUAAGCAAUCUACAGAAUUAGUCUGCAAAGCCUACAGUGAACUCUAUGAAGCAGUUAUGAAGCCGGUGAACGGAUACAAGGACCCAACCAGCAUUCUGCAUAGAUCUCCUCAACAAGUCCAGACUCUGCUUUCAUAAAGGUUACUUAUUGCAGCAUUUCUUUCCUGGAAGUAUUUAUGUAAUAGGCUGAAUACAUUGAGUGUGAAGGUGAUUGUAAAUAAAGGAUUAUACAUGAUGACACCCAUA
Molecule: messenger RNA, 2078 nt
Organism: Xenopus laevis (African clawed frog)
Lineage: Eukaryota; Metazoa; Chordata; Amphibia; Anura; Pipidae
Source: RefSeq, marked predicted